AUGUGGCAGGUGCCGUCAGAGGAAGCGACGGAUAGAAUCAGCAAACCUCGAUCUCGCAAUGAGCGUGUGCGGUCCCAGUAUCGCAGGGAUGCGAUAUGUGACCCAGAACGCUCAAAUAGGGGUGGAUUGGCUCAUCGAUUCCUGGGAGACCUGAAUCCCAUCGUCUUUUUCGCCGGCGAUUUGAGUGCGAGGUUACUCCGGGGACGCGCUGACCAAGGAGACGUUGGAAUAUGGCUGGAUGGAGAGAAUGAUAUUCUCGGAAACAGCGAGGAAAGCACAGAAGAGCCAUUGCCGGGCCGUGCCAUAUAUCAGCAAUCCCGCCAGCGGCGCGAACCGGACCGCAAGACAGCGCUUCUCCCUCCACGACAGAACCAGGAAGCGCUUGUCGACAUCUAUUUUCGUUGCAUUCAUCCGAUACUUCCUUUGAUUGACGAGGUUGAGUUCCGCAGUGCUUUCGAUACGGGCUCUGCUUCGCCUAGUCUCAUACAAGCAAUAUGUCUAGUGGCCUCGAAAACAUCGUAUGCAGGGCCUCAUCUUUGCCUUGCGCCAAAACAAGGGACAAUCUCCGUUCAGAGCUUCAGCGCUUCCAUUUACAAUGACCUGUCGUACGCGGUUGCAAUGAAUUUGGAGAGAAAGCGUACAACACUCAUUCAGGUCCUUGCGCUUCUUUCCUUCCACGCUGCUGACCCUAAAAGUUUCGAGGGUGCUUCCAUGUGGCUAACGCAGGCCAUUCACCAUGCUUUCACUUUAGGAUUGCAUCUGUCAAAAGGGGCACCGACAGCGGAAAGUAAACAGUCAAUCUCGCUAUUUUGGUGUCUAUGGAGUCUUGACCGAUGGAAUGGCGCCAUUUACGGGAGACCAUUUGUCAUUAAUGAAAGGGACCUGGGUCAACAACUUGCAGACGUGAUUCAUCAGUUUGACGCACCUUUCCGGGUCUGGUUGUCGCUGGCAUCAACACUGACGGACGUUACGGUGGUCUAUCGGCCUACCCUGGAAGUUCCUGUCGACCCAAACAAGCCAGAAAUCCCGAGAUUUGAGGAAAUUCUCGACAGUUCAGGAGGAUGGCACAUACCACUGGUUCAAAUGUACUUUCUUGAACUUGCGUAUCACGGAAUUGCCCUCCUCGCUUCGCGGCCAUGGGGCCUCAAAGCGCAGCCCAAAUCGCGUGAACUCUACUUGCGACAGGAUCUGUCUGUAUAUCGGUUGUCUACACUGUUGCAGCUGUGCGAUAUAGAACAGUUCUUACCUUUCCCGACUGUUGCCUACUGCGUAUCUUUGGGAUUUGCCCUAGCAUUCAAGCAACUCAAAAGGUGUCACCUCCCGAGCACUCAGACUACAGCGAAGCAGACCAUCCCAGUUUUUCACCGGUGUCUGGAGACAUUAAGCCCAACCUGGCUGUUGGCGCAGGUCAUGGCCCGACUUGGCCAGCGGGCAUUGGAUGGACUUCACAUCAUCUCCCCGUCGCCAAAUCACCAGACUGGGUUGAAUCAACCGAGGAAGCAUGUUUGCAGAUGUAUGGACAUAGAGAUGUCAACAGCCUGCGUUUGCAAUGUCGAGGGUCCUCAAGUGGGGACGGAAGUGACAACAGAGACAGGAGCGGUAUCAGCUAUAGAUCCGCAGUCUUCUGUCGACGAUCUGAUGGUGGAGCAACCUUCCAAUGUGUCGUUCCCUUCGGGGAAUUUCAGCCUGGAUGAAUUUGAUGAUCUCAGUGGGGAUACGAUGUUUGAGGAUAUUGAUGGGCUGCUGGGGGAUUUUUUCAACAUCAACAUCCCCAAGUGCCCUACUUUUCCUUUUUUUGUUGAUCCAGGUACAGCGGAUCUGGAUGUUUAG
Aspergillus terreus NIH2624 is the source of this 1830-nucleotide messenger RNA. RefSeq names its product fungal specific transcription factor domain-containing protein. NCBI's taxonomy places the organism in Eukaryota, Fungi, Ascomycota, Eurotiomycetes, Eurotiales, Aspergillaceae. Gene Ontology annotation, biological process: DNA-templated transcription. Gene Ontology annotation, molecular function: DNA binding; zinc ion binding. The coding region runs from base 1 to 1830 and encodes 609 amino acids. The record is from RefSeq and is a predicted model, not a curated record. The transcript has 3 exons.